CGGACGACCGCCAUUAUAGAUUCCGUUGUGAGUGACCGAGUCUCGGCGUUGGUGAUCGCGAACUUCUUACGGAAAACUCCGUCGCGUUUUCGACAUUACGCUCCGUCGUGCACUUGCCGCAAAUUCGAAAAGAAUAUUAGAGAUAAAGAUAGAGAUAGAGAAGAAGGAAGAGAGAGGCCAGAGAGAAAUUAAAGAGAUAGAUCGUCGAGAGGCGCGGAAACGUACGGCUCACCCACGGCCGGAAAAGCAACGAUGAAAACGUACAGCAGGAAAAAGGGCGACAGCCCGAGCAAUGUGAUCAUUCAUGUGAACGAGUUGUGCCGACUGUGCUUAGGCAAGGAGGAGGAGAUGGUGCCGAUCUACGACGACGAGACCGUGCCGUUGCCGCUGCGUAUACUCGCCUGCGUCAACAUCGAGGUCUACGAACAGGAUGGGUUACCUAACAUGAUAUGUCAUCCGUGCAAAUAUCAAUUAGAAAAAUCCUACCAAUUCAGGAAAAAAUGUCAGGCUGCAGAUGCCAAACUCAGAAAACAUAUGAAGUUAAUACAGCAAUUGACUGGGCAGGACGAAGAAGGCGAAAACCAGGAUAGCAACAAGGAUGAUUCAAAGGAAUCUACUACUGGCAAAUCUAAACAAGUUAAACAGUUGUUAGCCGAUCUAGUUUCGACCAAAGGUGACAAUAGCCAAGCAGAUGGAGAUCCAAUUGAAGUGACAGAGGAGGAGCUUGUUGGCGGAUACAUCUUGGGUUGCAUAAUAUACAAAUAUACACAAACAUACAAAUAUAUAUCUAUACCUAUUAAGAUUACUACUAUAGAAACGCAUGUGUGUGCGUUAUUUCUAUUUCUGCUUGCAGGCGAAAAACCAUUUGGCUGCAAUAUUUGUCAUCGCGCUUUCGCGCAGAAAGAGAUCCUAUUCCGUCACUUGAUGACACACUCUGGUCAGAAACCCUUCCAGUGUCAGCACUGUGAGAAGAGCUUCACACAGCGGGAAGCUCUUAAGGUGCACAUGCGUCGGCAUCAGAAGCUGAAUCCGAAUGAUAUCCAGCUGCACCAUUGUCAGCUCUGUCCGAAGGCGUUUUGUCAUGCAUCAGGUCUUAGCAGACAUUUGGUCACGCACACUGGCAGAACAUACAAGUGUGUCGAGUGCGAAAAGUCUUUCACUGAUAAGAGCUCGCUGCUGAGACAUAGUCGUAUCCAUGCGCCCAAGAAAAUCAUAGCAAAUUGAGCAAUGAACUUUCGUUGUUCAGUUUGCUAUGAUUUUCCUGGGAUGUCCUGUGGGUACGAAGAUACUUCUUUGAAACUAACAACCAGAAUUGGACUUACAAUUAAUAAGAGAAUUACAUUAAUAAGAGAAAUCUCCACAAUAGAUUUGCAAAGAAAUUAUGGUUAUUUCAUUGCAAUAGUUUAAUCGCAUAAUCCUUAUAUGUAAGUAAUAUUUCAUUUUAGAAAGCAUUACAUUUUUUUAUCAUGAUCAUCCUUGUAUAAUUGCUAUGGGAAGUGUGCGAUUUGAAGAAGAGAAUUUUAUCCAAAUAAUAUUUUUGUAUAUAUAUAUUCUUUCAAAAAUACAAAAACAUAAGGUAUGUGGAGUUUAAUAUUUAAUGAAUUUGGUCACCUACACUACACUGCACUGAUGCACAGUGAAAACACAGUGCUAUGUAUGAAGUUAUUUUAAUACACAGGCAUAAUAUAAACAUUUUGACGAAUUCUAAAUACCCAAUAUUAUCGUCGUUAUUUAGCAAAAUAUACAUUGCUUAUUUCAUCGUCAAAGUGCUUAUAUUGUACCUUUGUGCUUAAUAUAGCAGUCUUCAGUGUACAUUGGUAUAGUAUAGUACGGAUGAUUAAAGUGACUUUUCGAAAACACAAAGUGUCUUCAAAUAUCAAGAAACGUUAAAUGCAAUGUCGAAUAAAAUAAAAUCAGGUACAAGUCUUAGUAAAUAAUAAAUAUUUCAAUUACUCUACUAAUUUUUUUGUGCAAUAUAUACAAGGGUGAUUGAAAUAAACUUAUUUAAUUUUAAGUUCUGAACAUUCAUUCAAAUGAUAUAGUUUUGCUUUUGCAAGAUUGAAUCCAUACUACCAUCUAUUAUAUUUUAAGUCACAUAUAAAAUUAAUCUGGAAUUAUUAAGUAAUUAUUGCAACAUAUUAAAAGUAACAUUAUACAAUCAAGUAUAGCACAUUUAGCAUUUUUGGUACACUAUUAAAUGCAUUGAUAUAUAAUUUAGUUUUCUACUUAAGGCAGCAAUAUAUAAUAUAAUUAUGUAUUAUAAUCUUGUAUCUCAUUUAUUACAUUCUUAUAACUAUAAUUUUUUAUGCAGAAAAAGUAAGUUUAUCUUCUAUGACUCCUUAUCAUGUAUGUUUAUAACAAUUCAUAAUUGCUGUAUAUAGUUUUAAAUAUAAGGAUAUAUAUAUUUCA
Messenger RNA from Formica exsecta, 2409 nucleotides. RefSeq names its product zinc finger protein 2 homolog. Gene Ontology annotation, molecular function: RNA polymerase II cis-regulatory region sequence-specific DNA binding; zinc ion binding; DNA-binding transcription factor activity, RNA polymerase II-specific. The record is from RefSeq and is a predicted model, not a curated record. Bases 253 to 1224 code for a protein of 323 amino acids. The transcript is spliced from 3 exons. Gene Ontology annotation, biological process: regulation of transcription by RNA polymerase II. Gene Ontology annotation, cellular component: nucleus. Lineage: Eukaryota; Metazoa; Arthropoda; Insecta; Hymenoptera; Formicidae.